CAAUGUCAAAUGCAUCUCCAUAUAUUUCAUUAUAUAAACAGGCCAUCUACCCCUCCACAUCACAGGGGGGCAGUUUCUCUCGCUGCCAUACCAUACCACACUCACUGUCUCCGUCGCACGCCAAACCAGCACGCUAGGAUGCGCCGCGCCACCACCGUCAGGUGCCUGCUCGUCUGCGGCGCUCUUCUCCUGCUUCUCCGUACAACCCCGGCCGUAGCAUGGCGUCCCUGGCCCCACCAGAGAACUGGCCACUCUGAUCUCAUCCUGGGCGGCUCCAAGAAAUACGAGGGCUCGUCGGAGCUCGUCCACCUGAAGUACCACAUGGGCCCCAUCCUCACGGCCAACGUCACCGUCUACCCCAUCUGGUAUGGCACGUGGCGCAAGGCCCAGAAGAAGAUCAUCCGCGAGUUCAUCAGCUCGAUCUCGGCCCUCCGUCCCAAGCGCCCCUCGGUGUCCGGGUGGUGGAGGACCGUCCGGCUGUACACCGACCAGACCGGCGCGAACACGUCUCGCUCGGUCCGGCUCGGGGAGGAGAAGUCCGACCGGUUCUACUCCCACGGCAAGUCGCUGACGAGGCUCUCCGUGCAGUCCGUGAUAAAGAGCGCCGUCACGGCCCGCACGCGCCCGCUCGCGACCAACCCCAGGGGUGGGCUCUACCUGGUGCUGACGGCGGACGACGUGUACGUCCAGGAUUUCUGCGACAACGUGUGCGGGUUCCACUACUUCACGUUCCCUUCGAUCGUGGGGUUCACCCUCCCGUACGCGUGGGUGGGCAACAGCGCGAAGCUCUGCCCGGGCGUGUGCGCCUACCCGUUCGCCGUGCCGGAGUACAUGCCCGGGUGGAAGCCGCUGAAGCCGCCGAACGGCGACGUGGGGGUGGACGGGAUGGUGAGCGUGAUUGGCCACGAGAUCGCCGAGCUGGCGACGAACCCGCUGGUGAACGCCUGGUACGCCGGUCAGGACCCGAGCUUCCCUGUGGAGAUUGCGGACCUCUGCGAGGGCAUUUACGGAACUGGGGGCGGUGGGUCCUACACGGGGCAGAUGAUGGAGGGCCCGGAUGGGGACACGUACAACAUGAACGGGAACAGGAGGAGGUUCCUGGUCCAGUGGGUGUGGAACCAUGUGGUCGGAUAUUGCACUGGCCCUAAUGCGCUCGAUCAGUGAGCUUCCGUUAUAGUUAUACUUCAGCAUUUGCAGGUUUGCAGGUCGCCGAUGAAUGACCGAAUGGUUCGCCAAUUGUCGUUCGCUUGUUUACAAGAUAGUUUCUCCUAUCGAGAAGAGCUAUGAUCUUCUCCAUAAUCAACCUGGUCGGGACACUGCAGGGGACCCAUUUGCUUGUCCUUCUCUCGUUUUAAAUUUUAACGUUGGUCAUUUAGCUUAGUGUGGGGUUUGAGAGUCGAGGUUCUAUGAUGUCUCCCUCCUUGUCGUUUUGGGAGUGCCCAAGUGGAGCCGUUUUGGCUUUUGCCAAAUGCAUGAUUGCAUCGGGGGCACAAAUACAAAAUCGCAUGAAAUUUCCUACUAGAUGUAAACGAACGCCACUCCAUUUUUCGGUGGAAAAGUGUAACUUCAUCAUGGGUCCAAGAUCCCAUGAGUCCAAAA
Syzygium oleosum is the source of this 1599-nucleotide messenger RNA. RefSeq names its product protein EXORDIUM-like 3. Bases 10 to 1164 code for a protein of 384 amino acids. The record is from RefSeq and is a predicted model, not a curated record. Lineage: Eukaryota; Viridiplantae; Streptophyta; Magnoliopsida; Myrtales; Myrtaceae. The transcript is spliced from 2 exons.